Molecule: messenger RNA, 4416 nt
Organism: Penaeus vannamei (Pacific white shrimp)
Lineage: Eukaryota; Metazoa; Arthropoda; Malacostraca; Decapoda; Penaeidae
Source: RefSeq, a predicted model, not a curated record
UAAGAUAAGAUUUGUGAAGGCGAGAUAAGAUAAGAUGGAUGAGAUGCGCAACCUUGAGCACCUUUUUGAGACGUCGGAAGCCGAAGAUCCACGCAUCCACCCUGACGAACGUGGCAGAAACGAAAGACGAGACAAAAGGAUUGAGCCACGACUGCAACGAUGGCGCUCCGUCCGUUUGCUUCCGACAAGGAGCGUCAGAUGACCUUCCGCCUUUAUGAAAUGACCACCAGGAAGGGCGGGAGUGUCCUGCAGCAGGUCCUGGAGUGGGGCACCGCCAACAGGCAGUCGGGUCAGUCUUUUGCCGAUUAUCUCUUCCUCGUGAGGAAACUCCCCAAGGGUCCUAUGCGAAAGAAACUCAGCCCCAGUCAGUGGAGGAAGAUGGACGACCACAACUUGGACGGUUUUGACAUAACGCUGCUGUACUUGUGCAUUCAGUAUGGCUGCCACGGACUCGCUCCUCCUGGCGACCAAAGGUGGGUCGAUUCAGGAGACACACUGGAGUACAACCUGACUUCGGUCAAGAAUUUCAGAAAUUCCUUCCUCCAUGAAGAGUUUGAAGUUGAUGACAGCAACUUUCUUAACAAGACGGAGGAACUGAGGAAUCUGCUCAACAAAAUACUCAAAAAAGCAGCGGAAAUAUACAACAAGGAUCAACAGCUCCUUGACGACGUUUUGCAAACACUUAGCGACGAAAUCAACGUCAUCAGAGACGAGUCGCUGGAUUUGUCAGGAAGAAGCAGCUUAGACUUUGAUAGGUUACGUCAGUAUGUGAAUAGCGAAGGUAAACUAGAAUUAAAGAGGAGAUACAGGGAUAUGUCAAGCAUUGGGCCAGUGUCAAAUCUACUUGAUAAAUACAUAAAAACAAAAGUACGAAUAGACAAGGUAUUUACCAAAAUACUGAUGAAAGAAGACGAUACCCAAAUUUAUCUCGAAGAUCUCCUUGCAUUGGCGGAGAGGAGGCAAAACCAGAGCCAAGCAAGCAGCACCGCCUUGCUGGUCGAAGGCCCUGCUGGCGUCGGCAAGACAACCCUCACGAGAAAGAUGAUCAGCGAUUGGGCCUCAGGGGCUAGCUCUAUGGAGAAGCUUCAAGACUAUGAGUUUGUCCUUUUGGUCGAAUGCAGAGCGAGAGAAAUACGUUCCCUCUCCGAACUCCUGCAGUCUCUCUUACCAACAGCGAGCAAGCAAGUCCGAAAAGAAUACCUGGUUGAAUGCAUUCAGGACAACAGGCUUCUGUUUAUCAUUGAUGGUUUGGAUGAGCUUAACUCAUCCUCAGAACAAGUGUACAGAGAGAUACUGAAAUUAGGAGAAUCUCACGGAGAUGUCACUGUCCUGUGUACAACACGACCAAACAAAGUACUCGAUUUCAAGAGAUAUGUGCCAGACAACUUUAACAUCGUCCAUGUGCAUGUUCUCGGGAUAGCUGAAGAUGACAGGGAAGAAUUUGUAAACAAUUACAGCCAGGCUCUUGGGAUCACAGUUGAGGAAAGAGACAUCACUGGCCUUCUUCGCUAUCUGAACAGGAAGGAGAGUCGACUGCAAGAUCACUGGCGAUUCCCUUUUAAUCUUGUCUUUGUGACAGUCCUGUGGCUUCAUGGCCCUGAAGCGGUGAACAGUAUGACUACAGCGACGGAACUUUUCUUAAAGACACACGAGAUGUGUCAGAGGAAAUUAAGGCAGAGACUGUUCGAUCAUGAAAAGACUUGGAAAUUGGACUUCCCUGAAAUGAAAGAAAAGAUGGAUAAAUUUCUUAAGAAACUUUAUGAGGAAGCCCUAAUUAACCAUUGCUGUGACGACACCGUGCUAUCCAGGACCUCUGUAGAGAGACUUAGGGAUACCUGCAACUAUCUAGAUUUACCUGCCGCAGAAAUUCUCAGCACGUUCUUAAUCCAAGCAACGUCACUGACAGAAGAAGCCGAAGAGAAGUAUAGUUUUCCCCACAAAGGAAUACAAGAUUUUUUCUCAGCACUUUACGUCAUGGAGAGUCUCAUUGCUGACGACCUGGACAUCCCUAGAAUCAUCUCUGGCUUUAGGACUGUCCUCUCCAGCAGCAAUGUGCCACCAAGGGUUAGCCAAUGCAUUAUACAAAGAAAUCACGAAAUUUUAAACAAAUUGAACCAUAACGCUAGUAGAACAGAAAGCAGCAUCAGGAGCGUGCUUGAUGCGACUUUCAAAGACGCUGCGAAGUACAGAGCACGGAGGGAGCACGCAGCUGAGCUCGACUUGGCCAAAUGGCAGAACAUUCUAGUGCACCUCAUGGGCCUCCUCUACUUGGAGGGCAGAACCAUGGGGGAAGAAAGGUCUGCCGAACUGGUGGCGCUGCUCAAGGGGGCUGGCGUGGAAGGCAGAUCCCAGUGGCUGAGCUUAUUAUCCGAAGUGAAGUGCGAAGCAACAGUGAGCAGACAUGUUGCUCGGGUGAUGGAUAUGAGGGGCGUCGUGAGAGUGACGGACUGCCAUGUUGCCGCGUACGCCAGCGUCUUACCGCAUGCUCAGCCGUCGAGCGUCGAGGUCCACGUCAGCUGCGACCCGCGGGAUGUUCCGCGGCUGACGGAGCUCCUGACGGCCAUGAAGGGGAAGACUUGGGCCACAAAGAUGGAGUUUCAGCAUGACUUCCGACAUCCCAAGGCCGGCGGCAGCGUCCUUGACGAGCAUCUUCGGCAGAUUUUCCAGCAGCCGCGCGGUGAAGUCCUCAAGUUCAAGGGCCAACUCAGCGCGGCCGCCGCCUCGGCCCUGCCCCGCAGCCUUCAGGAGCUCCAGCUGGUCCUGCUCGACGACGCCCACUACGACGCCCUGCGGCCGUCGCUGUCGUCGCUGCCGCGGCUCAAGGGCCUCCUGCUGCACGUGGCGGCGGGGGUGAGCGGGGCGGCGCUGCAGCCGCUGCCGCACGUCGACCACCUGGGCCUCAUCUUCGACCACGUGGGAGAGGACACCGUGGAGUGGGCGAGCGGGGUCGCCCGCAAGCUGCAGCCUGGAAAAGGAUACUUCCACCUCCUCUUCCCCGGUCUUGGAAAAACCCUGACCGCCUGCUAUAGACUCCUUGAAGAGCUCUCUCGCUGUGGAGUCCGGGUUAGGAGGUCGGUGCUGGUGUCUCCGGCGGUCGCGCAGGCAGACUUUGUGGCAUUGAAUUCCAUUUCCCAACGCGGGAUUGGGUGUAAAUUCCUUGCUGACGCCGAGGAGACAGUUUGGCGUGACUGGACAUCUAUGGCAUUCUCGUCGUUGGCCCUGUGACCUGUCCGUAUCCAGGGGUUUUACAUCAAAGGCAAAAUACUCUACUCUGUAUCUCAACUUGCAGGGAAAAAUACAGUACAUAUACUUCAGGCUUGUUGAAAGACAGGACAACGAUUUCGAAACCAUCCUGGAUGAAUUCUACGGAAAUUCGCCAAUUAAACGGAAACAAAAGACGACCGACGGAUGGUGACGUCACUACGGAUUUUUUUCCCGUAGGCUGUGUUUUCUUUGACUUCAGAUGGUAUGAUGCAAAUGAAAAGUAUUUAAAGCAAUAUCAAAAUAUUUUCCCAUGUUCAAAUAAAUUCAACAUACGAAUUGCAGAAACCAUCCUGGUAUGAACUGAUAUGAUGUGCCGGACCGAAUGUGUAUCAUGGCGUAAAUUUCAUCCGAUGUCACUUCAGCUGGGUCUUCCACCUGGUCAUCACCCAAGGCAGAGCCACAGCCCCAUAGAGUGACCACCUCCAGCCCUGCAACACAUUUACUUUGAAUAGUCAUAUACUUUUUAGAUAAAUCAAGUUUACAGGUUCAAUGUUGCAUUUUCUUAGGUUAUACAUGUAAAACAUUUUCUAUAAAGAAGCAUAGGUGCAUUUUAUGCUGUUGAAAGUUGGUACAUUAUUAGCUGAGCAAUGUAUAUAUUGUAUAUUAUUUUAUUUUGUGCAUUGCAGUGAACAAGAAAGUAACUAUGGAAUUCUAUAAUCAUCAGAAUCUGACCUCAUACAUUGUUACUGUAAUAUUUAUCUGGCUCAAGUGUACGGCUCAAUUUUAUUAUUCAUAUCCGUUUUUAUAUCAUUUAAUGUUUAGAAAACGGAAGAAAUGCUACUACGGAAAAGCAGCUAGUCCUGUCCUGGAUUCCAGCUUCAAGUGUGAAAAUAAAAUCUUAUUUUCUGCAAGAGGUUAUGUAUUGUAUGCUUUGUUCUUUGCUUAAGGCUAUUGUGGAACUGUAUAUUUUGAUAAAAUAACACUUUGUUAGUGUUUUCUACUUUGACCUGAUUAGUAAUAUCUAAAUUACCAAGUAAAUGUGUCCUGAUAUAAUUAAAUAACAAUGAAAAUUUCUGGUGAAACAAAAGUUGUAUGUAUAAAAAGUCCAUAUAUUUCCAUGUAAUAUUUGUACAUAAUACGAGAUUAGCUUUUGUGAAUGACUUUACAGCUUUUGAUGAAAUCCAAAGGAAUAUAUUUGUGAUUGACGGCGUC